AAAAUGCAAGUUUUAAUCAAGACAUUGAGUGGUCAGCGUGUACCAUUUGACUUUGAGCCUGGUGACACUAUAGCUCAGGUUAAGCGCAGCAUCCAUGAAAAUGAGCCAUCAUUUGAUCUCCGUCAAAUGCGUUUAAUUUAUUCUGGCCGUCAUUUGAGCGACGAGUUAACACUUCGUGACUACAAGGUUAUUCCCGGCUCUACCAUCCACAUGGUUCUCCAACUUCGCGGUGGCUAGGUGC
Molecule: messenger RNA, 241 nt
Organism: Babesia bovis T2Bo
Lineage: Eukaryota; Apicomplexa; Aconoidasida; Piroplasmida; Babesiidae
Product: NEDD8
Exons: 3
Coding region: 4-237 (77 amino acids)
Biological process (GO): protein ubiquitination; modification-dependent protein catabolic process
Cellular component (GO): nucleus; cytoplasm
Molecular function (GO): protein tag activity; ubiquitin protein ligase binding
Source: RefSeq, a predicted model, not a curated record